Mangifera indica (mango) is the source of this 891-nucleotide messenger RNA. RefSeq names its product nudix hydrolase 25-like. The transcript has 7 exons. The record is from RefSeq and is a predicted model, not a curated record. Bases 219 to 734 code for a protein of 171 amino acids. Lineage: Eukaryota; Viridiplantae; Streptophyta; Magnoliopsida; Sapindales; Anacardiaceae. Gene Ontology annotation, cellular component: chloroplast. Gene Ontology annotation, molecular function: guanosine-3',5'-bis(diphosphate) 3'-diphosphatase activity; bis(5'-adenosyl)-pentaphosphatase activity. Gene Ontology annotation, biological process: ribose phosphate metabolic process; nucleoside phosphate metabolic process.
AAUAAUAAAAGAAGAAAAACCUGAGUGCGAAGACAGAGGGUGCGCAGGAUAAGAGUCGUAACACUUUGAGAAAACGAGAAAGCACAGAGACUUUCUUCACUAUAAAAAGAGUCAGCCAUUUGUUUGUCCAUUAAUCUCCAUUUACAGAGCACAAUAAUAAUUUUGAUCCGUUUCCAAAUUCUCUCCACUGAGUUCCGUUCCAUUAGUUAACGUCGUCAAUGGAGGGCCUUCCCUCUGGCUAUCGCCCUCACGUCGGUGUCUGUCUCAUCAACUCUGACUCUCAGGUUUUUGUGGCGUCAAGGUUGAAUGUUCCAGGAGCGUGGCAGAUGCCUCAGGGGGCAAUUGAAGAUGGUGAGGACCCCAAGUCUGCAGCCUUAAGGGAAUUGCAAGAGGAAACUGGAGUAGUGUCAGCUGAAAUUAUUGCUGAGGUACCGAAUUGGUUGACUCAUGACUUUCCUCCUGCUGUCAAAGCCAAGGUGAAUCGUCUUUGGGGAGGUGAAUGGCAUGGACAGGCGCAGAAGUGGUUCCUAAUGAGAUUGACAAAUGAUGACACUGAGAUCAAGCUAGGAAAUGCAGACCCAGAAUUUGCAGAGUGGAAAUGGGCAAGUCCUGAUGAAGUUAUCGAGCAGGCAGUGGACUACAAGAGGCCAACCUACGAGGAAGUUAUGAAAACAUUCGGGCCUUACCUCAUCGGCAAUGGACGAGCUGCAAAAUGUAAGUCAACGAAAUGGUGAAUUAAUGGUGUUUGUUUGGUUUUCUAUGGUCUCCCCAUGUUCCCAGUUGUGCCCCGUAAAUUUGAGUUCAGUAGAUGUUUGUUCUCUGUAAAUGGAUGUGGCAUUUAGAACUUAAUAUUAGAUGUCUGCUUUAUUGUAAUAAAGUUUUUGUGCCAAA